Neocloeon triangulifer is the source of this 3100-nucleotide messenger RNA. RefSeq lists its product as uncharacterized. NCBI's taxonomy places the organism in Eukaryota, Metazoa, Arthropoda, Insecta, Ephemeroptera, Baetidae. The transcript has 11 exons. The coding region runs from base 291 to 2969 and encodes 892 amino acids. The record is from RefSeq and is a predicted model, not a curated record.
UGAACAGCUUGUGGCACCAAUGCGCUGUCAAGUGGGUUCCGAAAAUCUGCUUCAAUAGAAACUAGAGCUAAGUCAGCUAAGAUUGGAUGCGCAUUUUCUUAUCUUACAUGAGAGUGCUUAGACUUUUUCUGCUUUUAAAACUCUCAAAUUGCAUCCCCUCUUUCUGAUUGACAUACACCUUGAAAUCUCCAAAAUUAAUGAUCAAUUAUCAAUCAGCUGAGUAGAUUGCGAUUUUUGAGAGUCCACGAAGUUCUUGAUUCAUACACCCACCUUGCAUUAUAAAUUCUCAAAUGGGAAAAGCGGCGGCUGCCUCAGGUGAGCCUCCCAGAGGAUUGAAAAUUGAAGCUAAUUUAGGCUUUUUUGAGGAUGAACAUGGAGUGCAGGUUCAAGUCGAAACAGUUUUUGUCUUGGCUGUUCACUACCGCUUUGAGAAAUUCGAAGAUAUGGAUCGUACCGAGGCCGAUACCGCAGACAUUGACAACCUCAAAAAAACUUUUGCCGAAAACAGAAAAUGCGAAUUUCGGGAAAUUUCAUACAACAGGGAAAGACUUUUUUCUCUACUCAAAAACGAAGAAGAGUUGCUUAACCUUUUCGAUUCAGACGCGCCACCCGCAGUAUUCUUUUUAUUUGUUUUGUCCCACGGAGGAUGCAACGGCGUCAUUUUCAUCAAUAAAACUGAUUCUGAGAAAUUGGAAGAAUGUAAAACUUCUGAUAUUUUUGACUGUUUGAAAGAAGUGAAGGGUUUCUCCGCAUGUCAAAAAUUUGUAUUUUUUGGACCGUGCAGAGGUCUUCAGGAUGAUUUGAUUCAUAGAGAAUUCCAAGAAAUUGACAAUCGUGACUCGUGCACCGUCUCAUUCUUUCCGAACAUGAACAACUUAGUCGUUGUCUACGCAACAGUUGAAAAAUUUACGUCACAGAAAAAUUGCACCGGAACCUCGCUGGUGCGAAAUGUUUGCAGAGAACUGAACGCAAUGCAGGAAAAUCAAACGAUUGCGCACUUCCUGACUGCCAUAAAAAACAAUGUUCAAAGCGAUGCCCCUCUCCAAGGCGAAUUCAAUCAAACUCCAGAAUCAAAGAUUUUUCUGCAUAGCAGGAAAUUUUUUUUCACGCCUCUUCCAGAAAUACUGAGAAGAGUGGAAAAUGGACCUGACGGCAAGGGAAGCAUAGAAAAUUUGAAAUCCAGAUUGGACGGGUUUUAUUUUCCUUGGAAAAGUAAUGACGGGUUUCUUUAUAAACCGAGACAUGCUGCCAUUCUUUACAGCGACCCAAAAAAUAAAGAUGUUGCGCGACUUGAGUUGGCCCUCAAAGACAAUUUGGGUUUCAACACUAACGUUCAAGAGUUAAACACAAGCAGCUUUAACCGUUGUUGUGAAAACAAUUUGAGUCGGCAUUAUGAAUGCAUGGCAACGUUUUUCUUCACCAAAAUUGCCGAACCCGCAGAAAACGACGAAGUUUGCAUUAUGGUUGACAAUAAAAAGAUGCCUGUCGGUGCCGUGAUUCAUUCAUUUCUUGGGCCGAAAAACGACAAGUGGAUUGGGAAGCCAAAACUCAUUUUUGUAGUGGACCAAGCAAGCAGCUCUGAUGGGAGUGGAUUGCACCAGGAAAUGGAAAGUGUCUCAGCAACCAAUAACAGCGGAUGGCUCUUUUUCUACAUCCGUUCUGAUGAUUUGACUAGUUUCUUCGAAGUUUUUGAGAACAAGGAUCUGCAGAGGAAGCCGAAGAAAAUCGGUCCGAGUUUGCAGGAUUUGCUCGGAAAUUUGCUUAUUGGCCCGCAAACGGAAGGGACUCGAAUCAUGAUGGUUUCCACUUUGCAGUAUUUGCUCGCUUUCCCACGCAGGAACUUUGUGCAUUUCGAUGUUAACUUGACUUCAGAAAGCCUUGGUUACGAGCACAAGCACAUGAACUUCAAAGAACUAGUCGAUCUUGCGAGUCAAAUUGAAAACCGACACCUGCUUUGGCUGAUUUCGGCGCCACCAGGCUCGGGAAAGACGAUGGUGCUGGAGGAAACCAUUUACGAGCUGCAAGCGAAGCUGGACGGCUACGAAGUCAUCAAAAUCACUCGUCAGAAUGUCAAUCGCUACAUAUUGGACACGGAUCUUGCAGAUUUGGAACUCGCGAAGGUUCUCGCAACAGCAGCAGAUUUCACCGAAAAUCACAUCAAGCGUCUCCUUGAAGAAGGAAAAAUUGUCUUGGUGUUCGACGGGUUUGAAGAGAUUUUCUUGAAUACAAUUAAACAAAGAGAGAAAGGACUCAAAAUUGUAGAUGGUGCGGUAGCGCGGAAAAUUCCCAUGUGGAUUUGCACGUGGCCAGGAGAUGAAAGAACAAUCGCUGCCCGUUUUGAAGCUGCGCGUCAAGUGGUCGUCAACAUCAAUCCACUCGAUCGGGAUUUGCAAGUGAAAAUUCUAAAGUUUUAUCAGCCGGAAGCCAGCGAUGAACACAUUGAUCAAUUUCUCAUCAACCUGGAGCAAAUUGGGUGCAGUGACAUUUUGGAAAAUCCUCUUCAUUUGAAGUUACUCGCCCGCCCAGAGAUAAUAAACACUGAAGUUGCAAAUGUGCGCAAUAUUUACGAGACAUUAAUUUCCCACAAAGUCAAAGAAGGACUUGUUCGGAUGGAGAGGCACGAUGACAAUGCUCCAGGCUCUAAAAUGGUGAAAAAACGGCGCAACAAAGAGCUGCAAAAGUUUGCGUUUGACUAUUUAAAUGACAGCCUCAACCUCAGAAACUACAAAGUGAAUCGUGCUGUGACAAACACAGGCAUUGCUACGAUCGAGGACGGACAAGUGAAAUUCAUCAGCGAAUCGAUCGCCACGUUCCUCGCCGCAGAGCAUUUGAGGAACAUGCCAGACAAAGAAACGCUGCAGCAAUUCAUUGACAAACCAAACUUCCAACAUAUGCGCGUGUUUUUUAACUCUGUAAUAUCAACGAAGCGACAAAUCAAAAAUAGUAUGUUGCUUCUUGAACAAACGUGAGCUAACGGAGUUCACCGUAAGUGCCUAUAGCCUCACAUUUUUGGCAAGGGAAAUUGCGUUUCCAGGCAAAACAGUUUUUGUUCCAUAUUAAAUGUAAUGAAAAAUGAAUAUAAUUCAAAUAAAAUUUUGAA